Messenger RNA from Capsella rubella, 648 nucleotides. Its product is annotated as monothiol glutaredoxin-S1. Bases 63 to 371 code for a protein of 102 amino acids. Lineage: Eukaryota; Viridiplantae; Streptophyta; Magnoliopsida; Brassicales; Brassicaceae. The transcript has a single exon. The record is from RefSeq and is a predicted model, not a curated record.
UACAACGAAAUACACACAGAGGGUUACUUACAUUAAUACACACGUAGACUCAGACGAUACCAAUGGAGAAGAUAUCAAAUUUGUUAGAAGACAAGCCAGUGGUGAUAUUCAGCAAGACCUCUUGCUGUAUGAGUCACACGAUCAAGUCGCUUAUAUCUGGAUACGGAGCGAAUUCAACGGUGUACGAGCUAGAUGAGAUGUCUAAUGGGCCAGAAGUCGAACGAGCACUGGUCGAGCUUGGGUGCAAACCGACCGUGCCAGCUGUCUUUAUAGGACAACAGCUCGUAGGUGGUGCAAACCAGCUUAUGUCUCUUCAAGUCAGGAACCAACUAGGUUCGUUGCUCCGAAGAGCUGGAGCCAUAUGGAUUUGAGAGACUUUCAAUCCCAAAUUAAACGCGUAAUGCCUUUUAUUUCGAGAUGCAUAUAUACAUACAGCUAUAUAUUAUUAUUUAUCUUUUAGUAUAGAGUAAACAUGUAUAUAUGCCUCAAACACCUCGAGAUAUGAUCAAAAAUGUUUGAAGCAUAUGUAUAUUCAUAUAUAGCUAGGUGUAAGUACAUGAAGAAGAUCAAAAAGAAGAAAGACGCAGUUUGAUAAUUUCUCUUUUGUGUUAUGAAUGCAAUCGCAAUUGUUUAGGAAUAAAAUCUUAU